GGAAAUCCCAGUCAGUCAUCGGAGGAGCCGAAUGAAUGACAGACCCGGCAUUCGGCUAAAGUUCGGCUCCGGAACGCUUGUAAUGGCUGCCUGUGAAUAAAAUUGAUUUCUUGGAAAAAAGAUGAAAUUUCUGUGCAAUGUGGGUGUUGAGACUGUAAGUGCGUGUACCAGGGAAUGCUCUUGUAGCUUAACUCAAGCGUGUCAGUGAAUUUGUGUCCAGGAAGUGAGAGAGGCAGUGAGAAAAGUCAAGAGUACUUGGUUAUUAGCACACAAUCCCUGUGGCUGAAGUGAUGGAUCCAGAAGAGAAUCCACAGAGCCACGAGGAAGCCCAGCAGGAGAAAUCACCCGAAAAUUCAUCGAAUAAACGGAAGCACGAAGAGGAUGAGGAGGAUGAGAUAAAGAGCAAAGCGGGAUGUCAGAGAGAUGAUCCCAGUCCUGACCAACCGGCUGUCUUUGAUCCAGGAACCCCAAAGCGAUCUCCAACGCCUGAACAUUCGGAUUUAGCGGAAAUUCUCAAGCAGGGAGUGGCUCUCGAGAAGCCAAUUAGUCUCGCGGAAAUUCUCCCCAAUCCACCCAUCCCAUCCCCGCCACUAGCUCAGGAUGAGGAGAUUCAGCUUCCUGAGGCCAAACUCACGCCGGAUUUUGAUAUUUCGGAAAAGCUGAAGGAAAUGGGAGAGAUCAGCGUGCAGCCUGUGUCGAAGGGUGACACGAAGAGGGCACAGGAUGUUGAUAAGGAUGAGGUGUCGGUGGAGAUCACCAAGAAGGGCAGCAGCAGCAACGAUGAUUCCGAGGAUAAGAGAAAAAUAACAAAUUUGAGGAAAAAUAUCCGGGAAGUGAUGGAUGAUAAUCAACUGGAUGCAUCAACGCUGGCUGCCCAGAGGGAGGAAUUGGAGCGUCUGGCCCGUGUGCAGGAGCAACAGAAAAUCAUGCGAGCAGUUCAACGGCAAAUCGAUGCAGAGAAGCUAAACAGCAAAAUGCAAUCGAAAGUAAUUUCUCUGCUGCAAGGUCACACAUCGUUGCUGAAGUCAUCAGCAGGUCAGGCGAGUGUGGCGGGAACAAGUGGGGGCGCUGUUCUCAUGAAAGUGCCCACAACGUGUGAUUCCAAAGCACGCGUAGCUAAUCUCACGCCGUCCGUUAGUAUUGCCCCCGUGCGUGGACCACCAGCUGUGGGUUUAGUGCAGAAGGAGGAGGAGGCAGAGGAGGAGCGUGAGAUGAAGAUUAAUGCACAAAUUGAAGCGGAGGAAGCAGCUGAGAAGGAGGCCCUGCAGGUUGCUCGACGAGAAGUGGUGACAAUUGUUGAUAGUAGCUCCGAAGAUGACUGCAUUGUGCUGUCGGAUGAUGAUGAGGAGGAAGAGGAAGAGACGGAUGAGGAUCCACACAAUAGUGGGAUUCACGUGAGGGAUGCGUACAACAUACCCGAUGAACAGGGACGUGUUGUGGUGAAUAUUGGGCAUCCGGAGAAUGAGCCAGAUGUCUUUGUGGCGCCCCAAAUUGCGCGUGUGAUGAAACCCCAUCAAAUUGGCGGUGUGCGGUUCCUCUAUGAUAACAUCAUUGAAUCACUUGAGCGCUUUGACACGUCCACCGGAUUUGGGUGUAUCCUGGCCCAUUCAAUGGGUCUGGGGAAGACCCUUCAGCUAGUUUGUUUCUGUGAUAUAUUUCUAAGGCACACGAGCUCCAAGACUGUGUUAUGCAUCAUGCCCGUUAAUACGCUCCAGAAUUGGAUUGCUGAGUUCAACAUGUGGCUGCCGGAGAAUGCCGAGAAGAGCCCUCUUUCCGGACAUGGGGAGGUACGAACGAGAAAUUUCAAAAUUCACAUCCUCAAUGAUUCCCACAAGAGUCUCUCGGCACGUUCGAAAGUUGUCAUGGGAUGGGCACGUGACGGUGGGGUCCUAAUGAUUGGAUACGAGAUGUUCCGGUUGCUGAGCUUGAAGAAGAUGACAAAGAAGCGCAGUAAGAAGGCGGAGAAUGAUCCAAAGUUGUAUGAGGAGCAAUCGGAGGCGCACAAGAAGGUUCUCGAGGAUAUCUAUGAGGCACUCGUGAAGCCAGGGCCGGAUCUCAUUGUAUGCGAUGAGGGGCAUCGCAUUAAGAAUUCCCACGCAAGCAUCUCCAUGGCACUCAAGCAGAUACGCUCAAAACGACGAAUCGUCCUCACGGGGUAUCCGUUGCAGAACAAUUUGAUGGAGUACUGGUGCAUGGUGGACUUUGUCCGGCCGAAUUAUCUCGGAACAAAGACGGAAUUUGCAAAUAUGUUUGAGCGUCCCAUUCAGAAUGGGCAGUGUAUUGAUUCCACGCCGAAUGAUAUCAAAUUAAUGCGCUACCGAGCACAUGUUCUGCACUCACUACUCGUGGGGUUUGUCCAACGUAGAUCCCACAUGGUGCUGCAGUGUAGUUUACCGCAGAAAGAGGAAUAUGUGCUGCUUGUGCGUAUGACAAAGUUCCAACGGGAGCUCUAUGAGGUCUUUAUGAAUGACGUUGUGCGAACAAAGGCAGUCCCAAAUCCAUUGAAGGCAUUUGCAGUUUGUUGCAAAAUUUGGAAUCAUCCAGAUGUCCUUUACAACUUCCUCAAGAAGCGUGAGGCGGACUUGGAGCUGGAGAUUGAGAUGGCGGAAGCAGCAGCAGCAGCGGCGGCAGCUGCAGCAGCUGCAGCUGCUAAUGGGGAGGUUAAUGUUGCAGGGAAGAAGGGAGUUUCGCCGAAGAAGGCAAAAUCCAAGAAGGCCAGCAAUACGACUAAAACCAUCGAUAUGGAUGGAAAGAUGAAGCCUGCAGCAACAAUUUUGCCAACAACAAGCUGCAACACUUCAACCUCUACUAGUUUAUCCGAUGAGAAGGUGGAUUCGGAGAGUGCAGGAGGGGAAACAUCUGAGAGUUCUGCGUCGAGGAAGACAGAAGGGGAGGGUCAGAUAAAGCAGGAGCAAAUAAAAGAGGAAACUUCGACUGAAUUUAAGUCUGAGGGGCAACAAUCUGUGGAUCCGAAUAAACCAACAAUGAAUCCCGCUUAUCCAUAUCAAUACCCCAAUUCUUACGACAACUACGGACAGUAUCCUAAUCAGUAUGGGAACAGUGUACAGCAAACAGGCUACUACCAGAAUCCUCCGUACGGUGAUGGUUACAACUAUGCGGCAAAUCCAAACUACAAUCAAGGAAGCUACUGGACAAAUACGAAUGAUUACUACCAGACAAAUCCACUACCGCAGGCGUACAGCUAUGGGAACUAUGAUAAUCAAUACAGGGACAAUCGAUCCUAUAUGGUAGAUCAGGCGACGAAUUCAACGCAACAGAGCUCUCUCAACUACCCAAAUCAGUUUCCCUACAAUCCACCGCAGGAAAAUCCUGUCCAGCCGCCAUCAUCCUGGCCAGCUAAAGAACAAACUGAACAAACGACUGAAAAACCAUCCACAACUGAUGAUCAAUCAGCUGCAAUUGUCGACAUGGACACGAAGGAAAUCAAAAUGGAAGCCAAGACAGCCCUAGCAGAGCCCGAAGAAGCAAAUCCCCCCGAAAAAGAGGAAGAAGCACCAAAAGAAGUAAAAGAUGAAGCAACAGAGGAGUUGGAGAAGGACUUUUCAAGACUCCGCGACGAUGUAAUUCCGUACGAUUGGGCUGUUGAGCUGAUGAAAGGCUACAUCCCGGAUUUACUGGAGAAUUCACCAAAAAUGGAAAUUUUCUUUUGUAUCUUGGAAGAAAGUCUCAAGCUUGGUGAUCGAAUUCUCGUCUUUAGUCAGAGUCUUCUCACACUGAAUCUCAUUGAGAAGUUCCUGCAGGCAACAACAGUGACGGGGAGUGAUGUGAAAUGGGCAAAGAAUACAAACUACUACCGGCUAGAUGGGUCAACGAGUGCCCUCGAUCGGGAGAAGUUGAUCAAUGAAUUCAAUUCCAAUCCGAAUAUUCAAAUUUUUCUCGUUUCAACACGUGCUGGGUCGUUGGGAAUUAAUCUUGUUGGUGCAAAUCGUGUGAUUGUCUUUGAUGCCAGCUGGAAUCCGUGUCAUGAUACUCAGGCUGUUUGCCGGGUAUACAGGUAUGGGCAGAAGAAGCCAUGCUUUGUGUAUCGCCUUGUUAUGGAUAAUUGCCUGGAGAAGAAGAUCUACGAUAGGCAGGUGAAUAAGCAGGGUAUGUCAGAUCGUGUUGUGGAUGAAUGCAACCCAGAUGCACAUCUCUCAAUUAAGGAAGUCACAAGUUUAUGCUGGGAUGAUGACAGGGAGACGGAAGAACAGGAUUUUGCAGAGUCGAAAGAUAAAUUUAUCGAUGUGGUCAUGCAGAAGAUCAUUGAGGGGCAUUCGAAGUUACUUUCCAAGGAACCAUUUCAGCAUGAGAGCCUCCUUGUGGACAGGAAGGAGAAGAAGCUGUCGCAGGCGGAGAAGAGACUUGCCCAGCGUGGGUAUGAGUUGGAGAAGCAGGCGUCAGCAAAGCCCAAUUAUGGGUAUAAUGCCGUUGGGACGCAGUAUCGGGCAAUUAGGACGCCCGAUGGAUCCAUUGUUCAUCGUCCUGUUGCUUCGGUGCGACCAAUGCAGUCUGUAAUGAAUGAUCCAACUUACCGGCAAAAUAUGAUGAAUCGUCAGACGCGCUGGAUUCCAGCGGAAGUGUGGCAGAGGCAGGGAAUGACGGCGCAAGAGAUGACCCUUCCGCUGGACGUCGUGAUCCCAACGAGUUCAUCUGAAAAGGCGAAUAUUGUGCUAAAAGCCGGGCAGAAGGUGAUGGUGCUGAAAUCCCCGAAAGGGAUUUACAUGCAGCUGGAAACGGGAAAGAUAAUUGCCAUACGGACGGCCUUUAAGAUGAAUCACGGCAAAGAUGGGAAGCAGGAGUGUGAGGCGGGGAAUCGCGAUGGGAAGAAAUCAAUGCCGAUUGGAGCGGAGAUGAGUGACAAUGAGACGCUGGCAUUAGCUGGGCAGACGCCAACUGUGUCAGAGGAUAGAGUGAUUGACCUGGAGAAGGAUAGUGGGAGUGAGACGGCGAUGGAGGAAUUUGGGGCAGCUGGAGGAAAUCAAUUCCCGGCAAAUCAGGCGGAGAAGACAACCCCACCAGUGAGUGGAGGAGGUGGUAAUCCCUUUGGCAAAUACAUUGGACCGAGUUUGGCAAGUCAGGGGAAUUUCGCAUCAGAUCAAGCUACGCUGAGACCCACGGGUGAGGCGGCAAUCAAUCAUACGGGAAUUAACCACAAUUACCCAGCGUACCACCCACCUGUCGGUCAACAACCAACGGGGAAGAUUGAUGAGAAAACGAAGGGAAGCAAUGGCAUGGAUGAUGAUAAAAACAACGAUGAUAUCAUUAUGCUCUCACCUGAGCCAACGGAUGCUGCUGCAGAGGUGCGUAAACGACCCAUUCCACCAUCGUAUGAAGCUCCACCUCCUGCCUAUGCGGGGAAUCAGAAUUACCAUCAAUACCCACCCUAUCAGCAGCCCAGUCAAACACCCUACGGGACUUAUGGAGGGAAUCACGGACAAUCACAGUAUUACUCACCACAUCACACACAAAUGUCUCAUCCACCGGGAAAUCCCUACAAUUCCUCCAUGCAAAUGCCUCCUCAGGGUGGGAAUCCCACAGCUACGCAAACAUCCUUCACGGCGGGAGUGCAACAGACGAUCCCUGCUCCCGUGGGUGGUGCUCAGAGUCAGGCGAUUCCACCAACAAUCACAAUUGAUGACGACACUGAACCCCCGAUGAGGCAGAAAGUGGUUUACAAACCAAAUCUCGUUGCGAGGAAUAAGAAACCUCCGGCAAUGCCAUCGCACAUCCCACCACCACAGCCGUAUGGGAUGCAGCAGCAGCAGCAGCAAGCAAAUCCUCACUAUGGAGGUGCGCCAUCAAAUUCGCCCUUUGGGAGCAUUCAACCACCUCCGGGAGGCUCCAAAUCCACCUACAGGCACCAGAGAAUGCCCCAAAGUCACCCACAAAUGCCGCCGUAUUACAAACAAUCCUCAUCCACGUCUUAUCGACCUGGUGGUGCCACCUACGACGCUUACAGCUCCACCGGGGAGUACCAACAGAGCAGUUUGAGUUGCCUCGAGCGCACAACGUCGGCAAUUGAUGAAUCAAAGUCAAUGUACAAGGCAUCACUGUCGAAUAUAACAAAUAGCGCCCCCCUGAGUCCGCCUCCAUCGCAAAUUUCCACUCAUUCUCCAGGGAGUGCGUCAAAGGGUGGCAGCAGCAGCAGCAGCAGUGGGAGCAGUUCUCGUGCCGCAAAGCCGAGAAAUCGACGGAAAGCCAACAACAAGAGUCCAGCUUUGCCAGCAGCGGAGAAAUCCCCAAAAGGAGCAAAUGGGGCGAAUGAUGGCCCAACGGGAAUGUCACAGCAGCAGCACCACAUGCCAGGGCAGUACAAUCCGAGUCAUCCGCCCUACUAUACAACACCACUGGAUAAUUACCAAACACCCCAAAUGGAUUCAUCGCGGUACCCACCACCAAAGGAAUCCGGGCACUAUGGAGGUCAUUACAGACCAUCAGAGACUGUAUCACAGGGUCCACCAUCAAAUACUGAAGCUGCAACAAACUAUUCAGCCUCAGCGUCGGCUACUGAGUCAGCACCACCGGCUAAUUCAACGUAUGCAGCUCCAUCGCAUGCUCAGCAGCCAUCUUAUGGUGGAACCUACGAUGCACCUCCUGUUUCAGGAUCUGCAUUCCAUCGACCGGAGAAUACAGCAUCGUAUGCAACUCCUGCUGGUAAUCCGGACGCGGGGCCACCAUCUCAAGCGGAGCACUACAGUGGAGCACAGUACCAAUCGUCGUACAUUGUAACGCCUCAGCAAAAUCCUUCCUACACCUAUCAUCCACCUCCAAGUGGAUACUACCCUCCUGCACCUGCUCCCUAUCCCCCAACUGAACAUGAAUACGAUCCGGGGAGGUAUCAGCAGGCAGCUUCUGGUGUACCGACACCGCAAGAUCCUCAAUAUCCUAGCUCCUAUGCACAUUCCCAAUACAACUACCCCCCUUAUCCAGCCCCACCUGGUCAGGAGCCCCAAAGUAGUGCUCAGUGGCAGUAGAGAAUGACUUGAAAUCACAUCGAUGGGCAGUUUAAAGGCGGGAUUUGUUUGCAUUGAAAGGAGAUUUUAGUAAAAAUUUUAAUUUUCUUUCAAAUAAGAAAAUCUUUAAAUUUUUCUUUGACACGAGCAAGAGUGAAUAGACUCCUUUUAUAAUUAAAAAAAUGUUUCUUUAGAAUCUUUAGAAUCUUACCUCAAUUUUCUGGAAGAUUUAUUUUAAUUAAUUUAUUCAGAGUGUUUCAAUGCUCGCCCCAAAUUCUCAUUUAAAUCGCAAAAAUAAUAUUUUUCUAAAAAAAGAUUUUCCUUCAACAAGUUGUGAAGAAAAAUUGAUUCAUUUAAAUAAUUAAUUCAUUUUCAAUGCAUUGCUGGGAGUUUCAAGUAAAUAUGAAUGAUUGGAAAGCCAAUAAAAGAGUAUUAGUUUUCGGGGAGAUCAAGAAAAUCAGACUCUCUUGACACUGAAUCGUUGACAAGUUCGCGGUAAGUUGCUCUCACUUUUAAUUACUUUUUUUUUCUCUUUAUUCAAAUCUCGUUUUAAUGCAUUAAAGACAAACCUGCGAGUGCUGAAGAACUGCAAGUCGAUGAAUUAAUUUGUUUGUAAGACAACAAGUACUGAACACUUAAGAGUUGCAAUUAGAAUAAUUAUAUAAAUGAAAGAAAAAAAAAAGAAUGAAAAGAUAGCAGUAUUCUCAUUUUAUAUUAUAAAAUUUAAUCCAUAUCAUAAACUAUCAUCAUAAUUAAAUGCUCUCUCUCUCUCUUUCCCUUCUUAAAGGACAUCAUUAACUUAUUCACACAGCCGGAUAAAAGAGAAAAAAAAUGUUUCAAUCCGGAAAGUAAAAUUAAAUGAAAAAAAUAAUAACUUAUACUAGACACAAUAACUAUUUGUAAAAUGUAAAUAUAUUUGAAGAAUUUAGUAGUUUUUAUUUAAAAAAAAAAAAAGAAGAAAAUACUGAAGAAGAAAGAAUCAAAUUGUAGUGCAAAGUGUAGACCUCAAAGUUAUGUGUAGAGUUGAGAUAAAAUAUUGAUUAAUAGGCUAUUACAGAAUGUAGAGGAAGGUCGGGUAGUUUUGUGAUUUGUUUCGGCGGGAAUUUAAUUGUAUAUUUUUCUUGUUGAAUUUUUUUUUCUCUCACUUUUCAUUCUCAAUAACAAUCAAUUAUAAAGAAUUGUUUGACGCACACGGAGAAUCAUUGGGCACUGAACUAUGAUCUGAUCGUAAAACACUAAAUCUCAUACGAAUUGGAAGGUAGUCAAAAUUGAAGAGUUUAAAGGCAAAAAAAGAAUGUUGUUUCCCAACGCACGGGAGGGACAAAUAAAUAAAAAAAGAUCUUCGUAAAGUUCGUAAGAUGGGUUCAGUGGCAUGGCGCAGUAAGAAGACUUCUUGGAAGAGCGCGAUGGCCAAUUACACGUGUUACAGCUUUCGGUGGUAAACAAAACCUUCGCAUGGCGUAGUGCUCGCGUCGCGACCUUUUUUGCCCCGCAUCGUUCGUGUGUGCAGGAAAAAAAAAGUCAGUGAGAUCAAUAUCGAAGAUUAUGUUGUUUUAUAUUUUGAGCGGCGAAAUUCAAUUAUUAAUUGUUAAAUUGAAGAAAAAAUACAUACAAAAGGCAAGAAGUUGAGGCUACUUAGUAGUUGGGUGGCUGUUGGAAAAGUUUGUUGGCUGUUUGAAUGUUUUUUCUUGAUUAUUUCUUUUUGAAUUUUAUUUUUUAUUUAUUCAUAAAAAUCUUGAAAGUUCUUAAUUAUUUUAGAAAGCUUUCAAAAUUACGAAUAAUUUGAUUCAAUAAUUCAAUUUGAAAAACAAUUUCAGCGAAAUAAAUCAAAAAUUUAGCAAUUGAAGAAAAAAUCAGAAUCUGCUGAAUUUGUAAAAUUAUCUGAAUUCAUUUAAUUCUUAUGUUGAAAUGAUUUAUUUAGAUGCUGAAUUGAAUUAUAUACAGAUGCUGAAUUCUUUUUUAUUAGAAUGCAGGAAUUUCAUAUUUCUGAUGCUAAAUUGAUUUAUUCAGAUACAGAAUUCUUUUAUUUUUAUGCUGAAUUGAUUUUUUCAGAUUUAUUUAUUCUUAUUCUGAAUUGAUUUGUUCUUAUGCUCAAUUUCUAAAUUUAGAUGCUGAAUUUGUUAAUUAUGAUGCUAAAUUAUUUUAUUCACUCUCUGAAUUGAUUUAUUCUUAUUCUGAAUUGACUUAUUCAGAUGCUGAAUUAAUUUAUUCAAACGCUGAAUUGAUUUAUUCAAACGCUGAGUUCUUUUUUUUCUAGUUCUGAAUUUCUUAAUUCUGUUGCUGAAUUCUUUUAUUCAUGCUCUGAAAUGAUUAUAUUCUAAUGCUGAAUUGGCUCUAAAUUGAUUCAUUUCGUUGCUGAAUUUAUAAAUUCUGAUAUUGAGUUUCUUAAUUCUGAUGCUAAAUUGAUUUUUUAAGACGUUGAAUUUUUAAAUUCUUUUUCUGAAUUUUUUUUAUUCAGCUGCUGAAUUUAUUUUGUUCUUUUUUUUUAACUAAUGAAAAUUUCUCAAAGAUAUUUUAUGAAAGCUUUCAAAUGAAAAUAAAUAGCAGAGAUGAUCAAAAAUAUUGCAAAACUUUUUUUUUAUUAGCCUCAAGCUUUGAUGAGCUUUCAUUCAAACAGUUUACGAACUUUUCAAGCUACCCAACUAUUUUGGCAAUUGCACAACAACAAAAUGUCUCGAAGACUGAUCACCCAUUUACUCGUUUUACCUCAAUCACUCUCCCCAAAAGCGAUUUAGAAAAAUCAUGCUGCGAUGAAGAUUUGCUCGGUGAAGCAAUAUUUUCGCGCAUAUAGAAGUUCUAUUAAUUUUAUGUUUCUUUUUUUUUCUAUUAUUGUUUUUCACACAAAAGUAUACAUCACUCGGGUGUAGAGAUCCCGCAUUAUUGGCAUGAAACAAAAAGGUUCAAUCUCCGUGUUAAUCAUCGUUGCUGUUUUAGGUCUUUUGUUUCAUCAACUCGAAUGUUAUAUGGACUUAAUUGCACAGCAGCUUUAGCUGAAGAAGAAAUUCAAAAAGAGAGAAAAAAAGCACGAUUAAGGAUGAAUUUUUAGGCUGAUGAAAGAAUAUUUGUAAAACAACAACAGGUUGGUUUGUAAACAAGUAAAUUAUCCGAAAAAUGGCAGAAAUAAAUGAUAGGAAGCAAUGUUAA
Molecule: messenger RNA, 10097 nt
Organism: Lutzomyia longipalpis
Lineage: Eukaryota; Metazoa; Arthropoda; Insecta; Diptera; Psychodidae
Product: helicase ARIP4
Exons: 5
Coding region: 291-6974 (2227 amino acids)
Cellular component (GO): nucleus
Molecular function (GO): ATP hydrolysis activity; ATP binding; ATP-dependent chromatin remodeler activity
Source: RefSeq, a predicted model, not a curated record